AAAUUUCAGGUGAUGACGAGGUUUUUAGGGCAAGUUAUACGGGCGUAACUGGAAAUGGAUUUGAAUAUAAUUUUCGCGUUUUUUGGAUGCGUGGUUCUGCAAUCAAGAAACAUUCUUGCAGCAAGUAAAGGCAGCUUGUAUCUUACCUACGAGACCCCAAUGAACGGCUCAGUCUUGGUUAACUGCGCGUACUGCAGCGACGAUCAGCAGCCUACCAUGAAGGUGGCACAAAAUUUAAUGGAAAGGAAAGAUAUCCAAGUAAACACAUUCGUGAGUAACUCCUACGACGAAGAGGGCAAAUGUUUCUUGGUGACGUCACAACUGAUGGUCAUGGACGCUCUUUUGCCUAAGAAAACCGAAUUCGAAUGCAUACUGAAGGAUACACUCACGGGCGAGGUGAAGAACGCCACACUUCUAUACAUCCCCAGUUGUGCGGGCGGAGUAUGUGUAUUGCGAGGUAUGCUGAUCGUGGGACUGCUCAUCAAUUUCUGGUUAUGAAUAAAUAUUUUAUGAAAGGAACCAAGCAACAAUGAAAAAUUACCAUUCACAAAUGCGCGAAAAUUAUAGUGUGUGUAGUUCAUCGAGUAUUAUUCAAUGAGAAGUUCAUGACUAAUCGGUCAGAAGGCACAAAUAAAUUUCUAUUGUAAGCUAGUUUAAGAUUAUCUUCAUUACUUACUUAAAGACUGUCGAUCCAAUUUUCUAAAAAUAAAUUUCGAAUCGAAUUUUGCAGGGCUUUAAACACUCUACUGUCGACAUUUUUUAAUAUUAUCGUAAAAUAAAUAAUCAAAUAUUCGUUUAACAUCACUAAAAUGGCAAAAGUCGACCACAUUAUUUUUGGGCAAGCUUAAAUGGACAAACAGCAAAUUUCUAGAUUGUCAAUGGUUUGAAAAGCCGUUCGUGCAGUAGCUGAAAUGCUGGCUUCACUUAUUGUAGUAUGCAACAUGAGCGCUGAUCAAAGAGAAUUUUUGGUUGUAAUUCAAAACGCAGUUCCACGUCAACAGUAUAAGAUCGUCGAAAUUAGUUUUAUGUUUUGUGUGUAAAAAAUGCUUGACUCAGAUUUAUUUCUCCAAUAAAGACCACUGCUAUCAUCGUGAUUUGCAAAUGUUUGCAGUUCGAAUCGAAUUUUUACUGGCCUGUUUACGGCAGAAAGCUGGGCGAAUUAUAUAGCAGAGCAUAAACAAGUUGGGAAAUUCAGAUAUGUUAUCAAUAUGCUAAAUGCAAUUCAAAAUACUGCGCUAGGCUUCAAACCUAGGCACGGUGGAAAUUUUUAAAGAAUUUUUUCGCGACGAGCUCUGUAAUCAAAGCAGUUUAUCCAUUCACCAUACCGGUCACGAACUUCAAACC
This is a messenger RNA of Hyalella azteca, 1344 nucleotides long. RefSeq lists its product as uncharacterized. The coding region runs from base 55 to 498 and encodes 147 amino acids. The transcript is spliced from 5 exons. The record is from RefSeq and is a predicted model, not a curated record. NCBI's taxonomy places the organism in Eukaryota, Metazoa, Arthropoda, Malacostraca, Amphipoda, Hyalellidae.